GUGAUAGCAGCUUGCUGCUAUCACCGGUGAAACAGGGCCCUAGAAUACAGGGAAUAGCAAUAGCUGAGGAUUGCCACUAAUUUUUGCACAGCUUCAAGUUUCAACUGGUGCCCAGUGCUGAUGCCUAAGCAAUUGUAGAGCGAUUUUGUGAUGUUUCUUUUUCUCAUUUUGACAUCAACAUCUGGAAAUCCUUGAAGGCUGAGGGGCAAGCAUUUAAAUGUCAGUGGGUAUUUAUUUACUUUAGGUCCGCAAAACAGAGGGGUAAAUAAAAGUCAUUCACACGAUACUCUAAGACCUCCUGAUUUCAUUUCUGAUACUUAUUCCUUCUAGAAACCAAUUUAAAAGCACCAGUACACUAGUAUCACCAGUGUCACCACCAACGGCCCCGCCUCCGACCGGAACUCACGUGUCAAAAGACUGUCUGCGCGGCGCACCCGCUACAAAUGGUCCAACCAAGGUUGAGCGAAAUUACGGAUGAUAAUAAAUUGUAAGGAAAGUGACGUCAAAAUAAUCGUGGCGGAGCGGUGCAGUGCCGAAGGCAAUGCCUUAGGAGAGAUUACAGGCAAUGGCUCACAACAUGGAAAAAGCAGAGUGCACCCUUGACCUGAUGCAGCCCGAGGUGAUGUCAGUUGAAGUGCUUCGGCAGACCCUUUCACAGCGCCUGGCGUCGACGGACGUGUCCGAGGCGCCCAAGGCAGCUCUGGUGGAGCUGUGGCACCGGCUGGUGACGCCGCUGCCACAGCGGGUGUACCGAGACACCCGCGCCGGCCGCUGGUACGCCGCCCGACAGCGCCGGCCGCGCGCCGCCCCGCCCGAGGAGAGGGACUGGGAGGAGCUCAGUCCGGCUGCGCCGGGCAGUUGUCCCAAGCCCGCUACUUCCACCGCCGCUGCCUGCCGCGUGUCGGCACCUGGCGGAUCGACCGCUGCGCCGCCUGGCGUCAGUCGACUGAAACCUCCACCGGCGGCCGCUGUCACCGGAGAGAAGCGCAUCAUCCGCCUGGGCGGCGCGGGCGGGGGCGGGGGCGGCACGAAGAGGUCCUCAGAGGGCAGUCUGGACCGAGUGGUCAUCAAACGUCGCUCUAGCACCGGUGAGUCGCCUCAGGCUGCGCCCACGGCGGCGGCUGCGCCGCUUACAGUCAGCGCCGGCGGCGACACGGUCCCGUCCCCGGCGGCAGUACCCCCUAAACCACCCACGGCGCCAGCGCCCGCCGAGCCAGACCCACCGGCGACAGAACACAACGGCCACGAUGACGCGGCCAGUCUCGACUGCGACAUCAAGGCCAAGCUGAAGCUGGAGAAGCGGAAGAUCAAGAUCCGGCGGAAGUCGUCUGCGCUGGAGCCGGAGCCGAAGCGUGUGGCAGUUGACCCGUGAGUGCGGCUGUGGAAGGGGGUAAGGGAGAGGAAAGGGGCUGGUGGGAGGGCGCUGUUGGCAUGACGAUGGAGUCGCUAUGAGAUCUGUUGUCUUUUUAUGUAGGUGAUUUGUUGAGGUGGCAAUAUACUUUUUACAUAAUGUAACUCAGAAACAA
Amphibalanus amphitrite is the source of this 1526-nucleotide messenger RNA. Its product is annotated as mucin-1-like. The transcript has 4 exons. The record is from RefSeq and is a predicted model, not a curated record. Gene Ontology annotation, cellular component: tRNA-splicing ligase complex. Gene Ontology annotation, biological process: embryonic morphogenesis. The coding region runs from base 566 to 1372 and encodes 268 amino acids. Lineage: Eukaryota; Metazoa; Arthropoda; Thecostraca; Balanomorpha; Balanidae.